UAGUCAAUCACAAAAGCGACAUUCAAAUCGUUUAUUCUCUCCUGGAUAAACGUAGCUGGCAAGAUGCACCUUCUUAACGUUGCAGUGGUUGUAGUCUUGGUCUUCCUUGGGUCCGCCCUUGCUGGCCAUGGUGGUGGUGGUGGCGGCGGCCAUGGAGGUGGUGGCCAUGGAGGUGGAGGCCAUGGUGGUGGAGGCCAUGGUGGUGGUGGUGGUGGUGGUCACGGAGGUGGUGGUCACGGAGGCGGAGGACACGGAGGUGGCGGCCAUGGAGGUGGUCAUGGAGGUGGUGGUCAUGGAGGUGGAGGCCAUGGAGGUGGUGGUCAUGGAGGCGGACACCACGGGUAAAACAUCCGAGGAUCAUCAUAUUGCCAUCAGAUGCUGGACAUUUGAUAUCGUAUUGGUCGAUUCCACUCACUGUGAUGUAUCCACCCAAUCUGUAUAUUCCUCAUUGAAUACAAAUAAAGCUUUGAGUUAUAUUGUAA
Haliotis rubra (blacklip abalone) is the source of this 482-nucleotide messenger RNA. Its product is annotated as glycine-rich cell wall structural protein-like. The record is from RefSeq and is a predicted model, not a curated record. Lineage: Eukaryota; Metazoa; Mollusca; Gastropoda; Lepetellida; Haliotidae. The transcript is spliced from 2 exons. The coding region runs from base 64 to 345 and encodes 93 amino acids.